Molecule: messenger RNA, 405 nt
Organism: Prorocentrum cordatum
Lineage: Eukaryota; Dinophyceae; Prorocentrales; Prorocentraceae
Source: the annotation of a GenBank genome assembly
GCCCGCGAGCUCGACCCUGGCGAGGCCAGAGAAGAAGUUCAGCCCGCCGCCGCGCCAGCUCCGAUCCUGGGCGACGCCGAAGCGCAGGCUGAGGGCGACCCUGCGCCCGAGACGCCCUUGCAAGAUCCUCCCGUGGACGACGCGGAGCCGCUGGCUGCAGCGGUGCCGGCCGCGCCGAUGCUGGCCGUUGCGAAACUUCGUAAGCUGCGCGCGGACAACCAGCCGCUCAGGGGCAAUCUGCUCCCGCAUGACUUGAACGAGAUCAUUAUCGACAUGUUUUUGACGCGAUUCGGCUGCAUCCCGCCUGGCGCAUCGAUUGUGUCGGCGAGUAUUUCCUGCCCCGUAAAGGAUUUCUCGGCCACUCCGACGCCCGUGCUCAGCGUGCUUGCGCCAGGGUGCUGGUAG